AUGACCGGUAUCGUUGAAUGCGCUGACGUGUAUGGCGAGCUGCACCAAACACCCAUAGCGGAGCUGCAGUGGCGUCCAGCAGCCUACGGCAUCGUGAUCAAGGACAAGCAGGUCCUGCUUGUGCGCCAAUUUGGUGGCGAAUACGAUUUGCCUGGAGGUGGCGUCAACAUUGGUGAAGAUCCAAAGACAGCGGUGAUGCGUGAGAUUAUGGAAGAGAGUGGCAUCGAAGCAAAAGACCCUGUGCUACUCGGCAUGGAGUCAUCCCUAUUCAGAGCCUCUCACUCCGACAACAAAUCCUACCACAGUCUGCUUUUUUACUACAACUGCAGCUAUGUGUCUGGAGAGAUAUCCAUUUCGCAUCUUGACGAGGUCGAAAGGCAGUAUGUCGACACCGCUGAAUGGGUUCGAUUGGACCUAAUUGACAGCAUUAAAGUUUCUAGCACAGUUGACUACAGGCCGUAUAUCAAGCAAGCUUUUUCCGAGAUGUAG
Messenger RNA from Pseudocercospora fijiensis CIRAD86, 489 nucleotides. RefSeq lists its product as uncharacterized. Bases 1 to 489 code for a protein of 162 amino acids. Gene Ontology annotation, molecular function: hydrolase activity. The transcript has a single exon. The record is from RefSeq and is a predicted model, not a curated record. Lineage: Eukaryota; Fungi; Ascomycota; Dothideomycetes; Mycosphaerellales; Mycosphaerellaceae.